UUUGAAUUAUUUAAAUUUGUAUUGCCAAAAAUUACAAAUUUAUUUUUCAUGUGUAACCAACCGAACUUUGCUCGUUGGACAGUUAAAUACAGUGAUAAUUUGCAAAAGGUUGCCCAAAGUCAUCCUGACUUGUUUGAACAGUUUCAAAAUGGUUUUUUUAGCAUCCAAAGAACUAAUAAAUCUUUCUCAAAACAACCGAUUGAUUUAGUUCUAGAACAAACGAUAAAUGCAGAUGCAGCAAGGAGACUUACAGGAAUAAUACAAUUUACCAAUUCCAUCUCAGCACGUCAACGAUGGGCCCUCAGUCAUGACAUAAGAUCAACUGUAAUUAGUAGUGUAUAUAAAAAUUUAAAUUUGCAAAAAGAACAAGAUGUGACAGCAGAAUUAUCAAAUCAUAAUAUGAAAAAUAAUAGCAAGCAAUUGAAACAAUUUAUAAAUACAUUUGACCAAUUUAUUAAUCCGUUUAGUGCUGAAAUACCACAAGAUCUUUUACUUAAUAUUUCGUCUGGAAAAGCGGCCUCAGAGAAAGUAGAAAAAUUUCUUCUUAACAUUGAAAAAGAUGGUGACAUAAGACGUCAAACAUUCAUUACAGAAUGUAAAGAAGAUGGAAAUAGAUUUGAAAAGAGCAUAAAAAAAGUACCACUAGAAAACUUUUCUGUAGAUUAUGUAAAGAAAACAAAAACGAAGGUAGGUGGAAAGGUGCAGGAAGUACGUAUUCAGAGAGAUCUGUUUGGGCGAAUGCUUGGUAUAUCUAUUGAUCAUAAAGUAGAUAUGUCCAAAAUCUUAUCAUACCCCAUAACUCCAGUACCAUUAUCCAUGUGUCAUUUCGAGGGUGGCAUUUGUAAGACUCAAAAAUCCGCAUUGAUGAAAUCUUUGGAAAAAGGCGUACAACACGAUCCACCUUCUCAUGUUGAUGUUCUGGUAAUUGAUGGUUUUUUUAUGCUUCAUACGAUGAAAAAUGUCCCUAAAACUUUUGGGAGUAUCUCAAAAAAAAUGUUACAAAUGAUGACCCAAAUCAAAGCAACGAGAUAUGAUGUCAUCUUUGACCAGUAUUUUUCCCCUUCCAUAAAAGAUUAUGAAAGAUCUCGUCGACAUGAAUCAUCACAAUUAGAAUUCAACAUUACUGGACCAGAUCAAGUUCGUCCAUCAGAUUUCACGAAAGAGUUAAAAAACAUCCAUUUCAAACAGUCUCUUGUUGAAUUUUUUACAACACACUGGGCUACUGAUGAGAUGAUUCCAUUCAUUGAUAAUAAUCAAAUUUUUAUUAAUUUUCGACAAUGCCACUCUUUCACUGUAAUUAACAAUAAAGUUAUGUCUGAAAUCCAUGAAGAUUUAUCGUGUUCCGAGCAUGAAGAAGCCGAUACAAAGAUCGUAUACCAUGUUUGCAACAUCGAUGCUCAGGCUAAUUUUGUAAUACGAUGUUCAGAUACUGAUAUAGCAGCGAUAAUGCUGGGAAAUAUGCAUCAUUUGAAAAAUAAUGAUUCUCGAGUUUGGAUUUUGACCGGCACUGGUAACAAGCAGAGAUAUGUUGACUUAAAUGCUAUCUACGAACAAUUAGGACCGUCGUUGUGUCGAAGUUUACCAGCAUUCCAUGCUAUGACAGGAUGUGAUUUUAAUCCAGCAUUAUUUAAAAAGGGCAAGCAAAAGCCGUUUAAUAUUUUGAAGAAAAAUGAAGAGUACCAACAAGCAUUUCACCGUUUUGGUACGUUGGAUUUUGUUGGUGAUGUAGAUGAAGAAGAACGUGUAUUCAACAUAAUACAAAAAUUUAUCUGUGAUGUUUACAACGUUCCUGGAAUAAUUGAUGUAGAUGCUGCCAGACUACAGUUGUUUAUUAAUACAUACAUGGUAUCUGAUAUAAAUGAAGAAUUCAAUCGAAAGAAUUUAAGAAACUUCGAUGCCAGUAACUUACCACCUUGUAAAAGUGAGCUUUGGCAACAGUUUCGACGGGCUAGCUAUAUCGCUAGUCUUUGGAACAAUGCAAGUAUGAAGAUGAUAAAUAUUUUCAGCCCCGAAAACAAUGGCUGGACACUACAAGAUGGUAAAUAUGAUUUUCAUUGGUUCGAUGGAGAUCAAUUACCGGGUUUUGUCAGUGAGUCGCUGGAAGAACAAUCAGGUAAAUUAUUUUCGUUUCUCAUAUUAUUUGUAUCUCUUUACUUUUUUUAGACCUUCAUUGUUCACCUUGUUUUUUACAGAGGAAGAAAAUAAGGAUAAUGCUGAUGAUGACGAUCACGAUUUAGAUAUUCAAUUUCAAGAUUGGCUAGAUGAUGAAUUAUCUAAUUUCAACGAUGAUGAUAAUGAAGAUUAAAAGCCACUGUUAAGAAAUAUUAAAGGA
Trichoplusia ni (cabbage looper) is the source of this 2332-nucleotide messenger RNA. RefSeq lists its product as uncharacterized. Lineage: Eukaryota; Metazoa; Arthropoda; Insecta; Lepidoptera; Noctuidae. The coding region runs from base 49 to 2163 and encodes 704 amino acids. The record is from RefSeq and is a predicted model, not a curated record. The transcript is spliced from 2 exons.